Messenger RNA from Conger conger (European conger), 2093 nucleotides. RefSeq lists its product as uncharacterized. The record is from RefSeq and is a predicted model, not a curated record. Lineage: Eukaryota; Metazoa; Chordata; Actinopteri; Anguilliformes; Congridae. Bases 609 to 1304 code for a protein of 231 amino acids. The transcript is spliced from 3 exons.
UGAUUUAAAGUAUAAAUCAUAUACAUGGCUUCACAACGGCAGCAAUUGCGCCUACAACACAAUAUUAAAAGAGUUAUUGACCUAAGUGACAAAAAUACUCAAGUACUAUCAUGGUCAAGAAUUGUUCAAGUCCAAGUUUAUUUGGAUAGCGCUUUUUACAGAAGGCCAAAUGUCAAAAAGACGCUUUACAUAGUAACAUAAGGGGAACAGAUUAACAGAUUAAAACGCCUAUUUUAUUCAGUUGAGGUUUUAAACAUGUUUUAUUGUUAAGACGACAAGGUUGUUCAUCCUGCUCAUCACAGGAGAAUUUGGUACUGGUGGUCUUGGAGACGAGCUUUUCAAACAAUCAGAGAGCACGACAUUCAGAAGUGAACACCCAUGGGACUCCUUUAGAAACUACAUGCUUUACCGAAAAACUCAUUUCUGUUAUUGCAUGUAUUGUGGCGACUGUUGUGUUAGCCAUGAGGGACUUGUGUUUGCCCCUGACCGAAGCACCUGACCAGUAUUAAUUAUUGGCUACACCUGAUAUAAGGCUCUUGUGUUGAAACAGGUGAAUUGUGAGCGGUUAAAGUGCAGACCUCUACAGAGAUAACCAGGACGCCGUAAAAAUGGCUGCUCCGCAACUCCGCGACACUGACAGCGACAGUGACGAAGAGGAGGAUAGUGACAGCGAUGAAGAAAGGAGGAGACGGAGGAAAAGGAGGAUGAUGAUGGACAUUUCAGAGACGGAAGAGGUGGACUCCCGACGGCUCCGGGGGCAAUUAGGGGCGGGGCCGUUCAGCUUAGAUGGUGAGGUGGGCUGGGUGUCCGCGAGACGGAGCUUCCGCACUCCACACUCCUCUGGAAGCGAGUCCAGAUCGGCUUUGGGCGCGAGCGCCGGGGCAGGUAUCGCAGGAGUCGGAAGAGUUUCUGCUUCCGCCGGCGUUUAUUCGUCGACCAGAAUGAGGUCGGAUCGCGGGAGAACGAGCGUGGAGUACAACGUCGGAGCGAAUGUAGGGAUGACAGUUGGAGAUGUGCCAAUUGGUGUGGGAGCUAAUGUGGGUCUAAGAGUAGGAAAUGGGGAAGUGGGUGUUGGAGCAAAGGUUGGGAUGAGAGCUGGAGGUCUGGAUGUCAGUGCUAACGCAGGUCUAAGUGUGGGAAAUGGAGAGGCCAAGGCCAGCGUAGGAAUGGAUGUAGCCGGAGUGGGGAUCGGAGUGCGGGCCGGUAUCGGAACCAAAGGGGUAGAUUUUGGGGUCGAUAUAUCGUUGCCUACGCCGGUAGGAGGUAUUGGUGUUGGUGGACCACUAUGGGGGGGUUUACGUUAACAUUUCAUCAGACAACACACAUUGGAGGCUGGAUAUCUAUCUAACGGUGGAUAUCUAUGCUCAAUUACUUAAAUCCUUAAACUGCACAAUUAUACUCAAAUAUGAUUUUAUAAAUGUUACAUUUAAAUUGUUGAAUAAAAAAAGCAGUUAAAAUGUGUUAGCCUAAAUAGGGCAGGGGUGGUCAGUUCCGGUUCAGGUUUGCGUUUCCACCAGUUGCCUCGGCUAAAUGAGCUAAGUGGCUGCAACAACAACACCGGAUCACUCGUAGAUCAGAUCACAGUAAAGCCGUAUCAUACAUGGACACAACAGUCUUCAGCUGUCAAGUCAUGCGCUCGCCAUGAACCCUCCCUAAAAUGGCAGCUGGUGUAAAAAAAAAAAAAAAAAACCGUUCGCUUCAGAAGGUAGCGUGAAAACCAGAAACCGAUACGGCCCUCGUCGCUCACCUGGGGAUCUAGGCGGAAGUGUACAUUUUGUACAUUCUGACGUAAAAUGAGAUGCACGCAAAACCACCGAGAACGCUCGGAGGAGGAGGAAGUAGGAAGUUGGAACUGAAUUUCAUUUCCCUCAGGCCUCGCGCCUGUUCCCGUAAGAGGGCGGGUUGAACUAUUUGGUAAAUAUUAUGGUCCGGGGCCUGGUAAUAAUAUCAUAAUAUACGUUCCCCCAGCAGUCUUGAGAGGGGGUGGAGAUGGGGAUGGGAAUGGGAAUAUGAGGAUUACGUAUAUGUUUUUGUGGAUUUGUAUUAUGCAAAUGUCUUUGUCUAACCAAUAAAUAAAAAUUGGCCACAAAAAA